This is a messenger RNA of Auanema sp. JU1783, 1827 nucleotides long. The record is from the annotation of a GenBank genome assembly. Lineage: Eukaryota; Metazoa; Nematoda; Chromadorea; Rhabditida; Rhabditidae.
AUGCAGAUCUUUGUGAAAACACUCACCGGAAAAACUAUCACUUUAGAAGUUGAGGCUUCUGAUACCAUUGAAAAUGUGAAAGCCAAAAUCCAGGAUAAGGAAGGUAUCCCCCCUGAUCAACAACGUCUUAUUUUCGCUGGCAAGCAGCUUGAGGAUGGACGUACUCUUUCCGACUACAAUAUCCAGAAGGAGUCCACCCUUCACUUGGUUCUCCGUCUUCGUGGAGGUAUGCAGAUCUUCGUCAAGACCCUCACUGGAAAGACCAUCACCCUCGAGGUCGAAGCUUCUGACACCAUUGAAAAUGUAAAGGCUAAGAUCCAAGAUAAGGAAGGAAUCCCACCUGAUCAACAACGUCUUAUCUUUGCCGGAAAGCAGCUGGAAGACGGACGUACUCUGUCUGACUACAACAUUCAGAAAGAAUCCACCCUUCAUUUGGUUCUCCGUCUUCGAGGAGGAAUGCAGAUCUUUGUUAAGACUCUCACAGGAAAGACCAUCACUCUUGAGGUCGAGGCUUCUGAUACUAUCGAGAAUGUCAAAGCUAAAAUCCAAGAUAAGGAAGGAAUCCCACCUGAUCAACAACGUCUUAUCUUCGCUGGAAAGCAACUUGAAGAUGGUCGUACUCUCUCCGACUACAACAUCCAGAAGGAGUCCACUCUUCACUUGGUUCUUCGUCUUCGAGGAGGAAUGCAGAUCUUUGUUAAGACCCUCACUGGAAAGACCAUCACUCUUGAGGUCGAAGCUUCUGACACCAUCGAGAAUGUAAAGGCCAAAAUCCAAGACAAAGAAGGAAUCCCACCAGAUCAGCAACGUCUCAUCUUCGCUGGAAAGCAGCUUGAGGAUGGACGUACUCUUUCCGACUACAACAUCCAGAAAGAGUCCACCCUUCACUUGGUUCUCCGUCUUCGUGGAGGUAUGCAGAUCUUCGUCAAGACCCUCACCGGAAAGACCAUCACCCUCGAGGUCGAAGCUUCUGACACCAUCGAGAAUGUGAAGGCCAAGAUCCAAGACAAAGAAGGAAUCCCACCAGAUCAGCAACGUCUCAUCUUCGCUGGAAAGCAGCUUGAGGAUGGACGUACUCUCUCGGACUACAACAUCCAGAAAGAGUCCACCCUUCACUUGGUUCUCCGUCUUCGAGGAGGUAUGCAGAUCUUCGUCAAGACCCUCACCGGAAAGACCAUCACCCUCGAGGUCGAAGCUUCUGACACCAUCGAAAAUGUGAAAGCUAAGAUCCAAGAUAAGGAAGGAAUCCCACCAGAUCAGCAACGUCUUAUCUUCGCUGGAAAGCAGCUUGAGGAUGGACGUACUCUCUCGGACUACAACAUCCAGAAAGAGUCCACCCUUCACUUGGUUCUUCGUCUUCGUGGAGGUAUGCAGAUCUUCGUCAAGACCCUCACCGGAAAGACUAUCACCCUCGAGGUCGAAGCUUCUGACACCAUCGAAAACGUGAAGGCCAAGAUCCAAGAUAAGGAAGGAAUCCCACCUGAUCAACAACGUCUCAUUUUUGCUGGUAAGCAACUUGAGGAUGGACGCACUCUCUCCGACUACAACAUCCAGAAGGAGUCCACUCUUCACUUAGUUCUCCGUCUUCGAGGAGGAAUGCAGAUCUUUGUCAAGACUCUCACUGGAAAGACCAUCACCCUCGAGGUCGAAGCUUCUGACACCAUCGAGAACGUUAAAGCAAAAAUCCAGGAUAAGGAAGGAAUUCCCCCUGAUCAACAACGUCUUAUCUUCGCUGGAAAGCAGCUUGAGGAUGGACGUACUCUCUCUGAUUACAACAUCCAGAAGGAGUCUACUCUCCACCUGGUCCUCCGUCUUCGUGGAGGAUAA